Molecule: messenger RNA, 3805 nt
Organism: Lobosporangium transversale
Lineage: Eukaryota; Fungi; Mortierellomycota; Mortierellomycetes; Mortierellales; Mortierellaceae
Product: Lipin/Ned1/Smp2-domain-containing protein
Exons: 7
Coding region: 35-3718 (1227 amino acids)
Biological process (GO): fatty acid catabolic process; triglyceride biosynthetic process
Cellular component (GO): nucleus
Molecular function (GO): phosphatidate phosphatase activity
Source: RefSeq, a predicted model, not a curated record
UUUUUUUUGCUCCGUGUAAAAACAGAAUUCAGCCAUGUAUUCUGUUGGGAAUUUUUUUUCAACUGUCACGAAAUUUUAUAAUGAAAUCAAUCCUGCAACACUCUCAGGUGCCAUUGACAUUAUCGUGGUCCAACAAGCUGAUGGCGAACUUGCUUGUUCACCUUUCCAUGUCCGCUUUGGAAAACUCAGCAUUCUAAGACCGCAAGACAAAGCCGUUGAAGUUCGAGUCAAUGGCGAAGUUGUUCCGUUUGCAAUGAAAGUCGGUGACGCUGGCGAGGCCUUCUUUGUGCUCGAAACGAAUGACUAUGUGCCUGACGAGUUUGCAACUUCACCUCUCGCUGCCCCAGCAGAUGAGAGCGACUUGGCACCGGUUGACUACUUUGAUCUUAAUAACGCACACCAUCAACAGCGAGAGCAAGGCAAGUUAUUGGAAGGCUCGAGUGGGCAAUACCCACAAGGGGACGAAGACAACGGAUAUGUGAGCGCAGCAAGUGGUCAUGGCUCGGCCUUUGAAGAAAGUCUAAAGGAUGACAGCGAUCAUGAGUCUGUUACCUCGUUUACAUCUCCUUCUACAAAAGCAACACAAGUUAAUGGAGACGAAUCAACUGAAUCCUUUGAAAGGAUGCCUGGAUCCUUUGAUCCACCACACGAAGCACUACAGGAGCCAGCAUCGCCUCUUCCUUCAUUACCAUCUAAUCCUCAAUCAUCCAAAAAAGGCAAACAGAGUGCAGAUGCCACUCCUCCAGUUCUCAAUAAGGUGAAAUCUGGAUUUCCCAUCAAUGACAUCUUUCCAACAGUGGUUCACGAAGAACAUCCAAAUGAAGCUGAAUUCAACGCUAGUCGUCGCUCAAGAGAACGUCGCAGAAGCGAGGUUCUAUUUGACAUGACUGGAUACAAAACUGACUCUUGUUCAGAGUCCUCCGACGAUGAGAACGAACUUCCGCGAGGAAUUCUAUCUGACAGCGAGCGUCAUAAUCGUGGCUUGAGGAAAAGGUUUAGCAAGAAAAAAUCCGAUCUCACAAAAGAUCAGCGGCAGAAACUUCUGGAUGACAUCAAGCAAGGCACCUUCUUAAAACCUGACGAUAGCUUGGAUUCUGUGCAAGCCGAGCGUCAAGCUUCAAGAGCUCAUCACAAGAAGAAACGAGCUGGUAUUCCGAGUGGAUGGCACGGACGGAAGGGAAGAAAGAGAGCGAAUAGCAUGCCAACUCUUGGUGAACCAGAUGUACCUCUUCCUACGUUUGCAAGAAAUAUCAAACGCCAUCAUGAGUCUCAACCCAAAAAAACAACGACAACAGCAGAGGACCCCCCAAAACGAGAGCCACGUCCAAGCGUCAUGAGCGAUACUGAAAUGGAGUAUGAAACAAGGGCAGCGCCCACAGGAACUCAAGGGAAAGAAUGGACAUGGGGGUGGGGCGGAUUGCCUGUGAAACAAAAUAAUCCGGACGAAGAAGACGAGGUCAAGGAGGAGUCGCAAACAAAGACGCCGGAAGAUCCAGUUGAAAUUGAGACAAAGGAAUUGCAGAUGGGAUCCACGACCUGUCGUGUAGCGAUUAGUCUCUGUGGAGAGGUGGAGUUAGGCAAGAAUUUGGUCGCUGCUCACAAGGCUUUUAAAAAUGCCCAGUUGACAUUUGAUGCCUUCUCAAAGGAUCCUGCCGCAAUUCUGGCUGACAAAAAACUUGUUUGUUACAUGGAUGGGCGCUUUUACUCGUGGAACAAUGCUAUGCCUCAGUUAGUGGCACUCUUGUUUUUCCAUCAGCCUCUCUCGGAUGUCCCGAGCCUCAAUCUCAAAGGCCAAAAGGCAUCAGCAGAGCAAGAUCGACCCAGCUCUACCCGAUUCGGUACAAUUUCUCGCUGGUUCAGGAAAACCAACACUGGCACUGGUUCUUCAUCUUCUACUCUUGAUGCAACGUCUACUUCUACAACAGUAGCACCGUCCAAUGAAUCAGACGCUGUCGCCAUUGGUCCAGAUGAUACUGAGAUACGUCCAGUGAACAAGGCUUUGAGAAGUAAAUCUCUACCACCAUUAGAGUCCACCAACAACAGUGAAAAUGAUCACAACCAUAUUGCUGUGCCUACACUAUCCGAAAAGAAGGAAGGGGUUGAAGAAAAGAAGCGCUACGCCAAGACGCUUCGUUUGACAUCUGAUCAGCUACGCUUGUUGAACCUGAAAAAGGGCGCAAACACAGUCUCGUUUUCGGUCUCCUCCCCAUACCAAGGCACGGCAACGUGUGUAGCAAAGAUCUUCCUAUGGGAUUACGACGCACGGGUAGUGAUUUCGGAUAUUGAUGGAACCAUCACCAAAUCCGAUGCAUUGGGCCAUAUAUUUGCCAUGGCUGGUCGUGAUUGGACUCAUCUCGGUGUUGCCAAGCUAUUCACGGAUAUCAGGAGCAAUGGAUACCACAUUUUGUAUCUGACAUCACGAGCUAUCGGCCAAGCUGAUUACACACGCAAGUACCUGCAAAAAGUUGAGCAGAACAGCUACCAGUUGCCGGAUGGUCCAGUAAUCAUGAGUCCUGACCGUCUCUUCUCGGCUUUCCAUCGUGAAGUCAUUAUUCGAAAACCCGAGGUGUUCAAGAUGGCGUGCUUACGUGACAUCAAGAAACUCUUUGGGGAUAGAGAUCCUUUCUAUGCGGGCUUUGGAAACCGCAUUACAGAUGCUCUUUCUUACAGAGCUGUGGCUGUGCCCUCAUCCAGAAUCUUUACAAUUGAUUCUUAUGGAGAGGUCAAGCUGGAACUACUGAGCGCCUUCAAAUCUUCGUACUUGGCACUGAACGACUUGGUGAACGAGAUUUUCCCUGGAGAGCAAGUGGCACCUGAGUAUAAUGACUGGAAUUAUUGGAAGCAAGAACUUCCAAAAAUCGAUCUGCCAGACCUUCCAUUGGCUCCAGACAACUAUACCGGUACCGGAUCAUCUUCAUUGACAACUGUUGCAAAGAGGAUGGCAUCGCUGACCCACUCUUCCUCAAGCAGCACACUUCACCAACCCACCUCGCCUACACAAUCCGCAGUUGAUACAAAGGGCAAGCGUGAUUCAUCAUAUGAGAGAAGCAGCUACGCCAGUCUCUUGAGCCGUAAUGAGACGUGGACUAGUGAUGAUGAUACUCAGGACCAACAACAGCACCAUAGCCAGGAGGACACUACGCACCAAAAGUCGGGACCCGAGCAGCUGAAAGAAGAGUCGAAAAAGUCAAAAACUGGUUCUCCUUCUAUGCUCUCUGCUCUUGUUCCUGCUCGAUUCAUGCGUGCUGUUCGAAGCGGCAGUACCGGUAACCAAGCAACGCUUACUCCUCAGCCUAUGACAUCUACGUUUACUCAAUCUCCUAACAUGAACCCAAUCAUAGACUCAUUGCCAUCACCAUCCUUGAUUGGACCGGACGACGUUGUGCGGCCCGAGCCGUUCUCAUCAUCUCCUCCUUCAGAUGGUCUGUUACAUAUGGAAGAAAACAUCGCUAAAACUUUGGAGAAACCACAGAGCGAAGGUAUCGCUACAGUCAAAGAUGAAGAUGGGGACGAAGAAAUUGCAGCAAAGAAGCUGUUGCAGCAUCCCAAUGCUGAAGCAGGUGGUGAAGAUGGUACUCUUGAGGAAGAGGAAGGAUAUGGUGGUGAAGAAGAAUAUCAAGGUGAUUACGAAGACGAUGAUGAAGGCGAGUAUGGCGAUGAAGAGGACGAAAACGACGAGGACGAGUACCUGGAACAGAUUGGGAAUGUUCCAUAUUGAAGAAAAGACUUUAUCUGAUUUAAUUUUAUUGCAUCUUUUUGUUUGUAUGAUGCCACCUCAUGUACCAUACCAUUCCAUUUUAUCAUU